GCCAACCCUCACAAUGGACCUGAAGCAUUGCGUCCGCGAGCUUCUCUUUAACCCGCGGCAUACAAAAUGGAUCGCGCCGCUCCUGGUCCUCGGCGAUGUCCUCCUUUGUGCCUUGAUCAUCUGGAAGAUCCCAUACACCGAGAUUGAUUGGACAACAUACAUGCAGCAAAUCUCUCUAUACAUCUCCGGCGAGCGCGACUAUACCCUCAUCAAAGGAUCGACCGGACCUCUCGUUUACCCCGCCGCGCAUGUGUACAGCUACACGAUACUCUACCACCUGACCGAUGAAGGUCGCGACAUUCUCUUCGGCCAGAUCCUCUUCGCCGCCCUCUACAUCACUACCUUGGUGGUUGUGAUGACAUGCUACAGGCAGUCGGGUGCUCCUCCGUAUCUGUUUCCGCUGCUGAUCUUGUCCAAACGGCUUCAUAGCGUCUUCGUUCUGCGUCUGUUCAACGAUGGCCUCGCGACCUUGGCUAUGUGGGUGGCUAUACUGUUGUUCCAGAAUAAAAAGUGGGCGCCUGCGGUGAUCAUUUGGUCCACGGGCGUGGCCGUCAAAAUGACCCUGCUGCUUCUUGCUCCUGCCAUUGCGGUGCUGACGGUGCUCAACUUAUCCAUUCUGCCCAGUCUCCGACUUGGGGUUCUGGCUUUGCUUGUUCAGAUUAUACUUGCACUACCUUUCUUGCAGACUAACCCCGUCGGGUAUCUUUCGCGGGCCUUUGAGCUGACCAGACAGUUUAUGUUUAAAUGGACGGUCAAUUGGAGGUUCGUGGGUGAAGAAGCAUUCUUAUCUAAAAGGUUUUCCCUAGCAUUGCUGGCCUUGCACGUGAUGUUGCUGGGCGUGUUUGCAGCUACGGCCUGGUUGAAACCAUCCGGCUCUAGCCUUCCUGACUUCUUCCGAACGUUACUCCAAGGACGUCACCGUGGAGCUCCGCUUUCCAAGCAGUUUGUGACGACCGUGUUGUUAACCUCCCUCGCCAUUGGUCUUCUGUGUGCGAGGUCUCUUCAUUACCAAUUCUUCGCCUAUAUUUGCUGGGCGACGCCCUUCCUUCUUUGGCGGGCGGGUGUUCAUCCGGUUCUCUUAUACGCUCUAUGGGCGCUUCAAGAAUGGGCCUGGAACACCUUCCCCAGCACAAACUCAAGCUCUCUGGUUGUCGUCUUUUCCCUCGCCGUCCAGGUCUUUGGCGUACUUGUGAAUCGCUCAAAUGCAUUCGGCAGCAUGAAGCCAAGGGCAAGCAGGAAGGAACAUGUGAACUAACACGAGGGUCAUUUCCCUGUAUAGAAGUAAAUGAUGUUCCUCAGUUGUGAAUUUUUCCUCCCGCCAUUGGUCGGGCCUCUUUAUCAUGCAUCCGAGUCAUCUGACGGGGGCAACUUCCCCACGUUGGAAUCGUCCUCGUCAUCUGAUGAUAUCCAAGUCGGCUGCCGGACGAAUUCUUUAGGCCUGCAAGAUGAGGUCAGGAGGCGUCCGAAAUCGGAGGAAGUGUGCAAUCUUACCAGAAGGGAGCUUUGCGCCAGGCCUUUUCGUCGCGAACAAUGUUAAUAAUUUCGCCGCUGAGCUUGUUGUCUCGACCCUCCAGAGAAUUGGUAUCGAUCACCACGUAGGAUCCCCGCUUAAUCCAGAUGGUGGAACGAAAGCGGGAGGGUAGUUCGACGAGAAUCGAUUCCUUCGAUGGUAAUUCCACCGCAUAGAGGUUAUUGCCCGCAGCUUUGAUGGCUCGCGCGAUCU
This is a messenger RNA of Aspergillus steynii IBT 23096, 1723 nucleotides long. RefSeq names its product dolichyl-P-Man:Man(5)GlcNAc(2)-PP-dolichol alpha-1,3-mannosyltransferase (gene alg3). The transcript has 3 exons. Gene Ontology annotation, cellular component: endoplasmic reticulum. The record is from RefSeq and is a predicted model, not a curated record. Bases 14 to 1255 code for a protein of 413 amino acids. Gene Ontology annotation, molecular function: dol-P-Man:Man(5)GlcNAc(2)-PP-Dol alpha-1,3-mannosyltransferase activity. Lineage: Eukaryota; Fungi; Ascomycota; Eurotiomycetes; Eurotiales; Aspergillaceae.